AUGCUUCGUCACCGCAGUUCUCACGAGCCAUCAGAGAACAAAAGAUUUACCAAAGCUCAACGAACGAGCAAGAGCAAAAGUCCGUCACUUAAAGCGACACCAAGAGGAAACAGGCCUCAAAAACGACACCAGGGGAUCUCGACUGGAACAAACAUUGAAUUAUGUCGACCGUUUACAAGACUAACACCUCCCUAG
Messenger RNA from Blumeria graminis f. sp. triticale, 195 nucleotides. The record is from the annotation of a GenBank genome assembly. NCBI's taxonomy places the organism in Eukaryota, Fungi, Ascomycota, Leotiomycetes, Helotiales, Erysiphaceae.